This is a messenger RNA of Acanthisitta chloris (rifleman), 1392 nucleotides long. Its product is annotated as photoreceptor outer segment membrane glycoprotein 2. Gene Ontology annotation, biological process: visual perception. Lineage: Eukaryota; Metazoa; Chordata; Aves; Passeriformes; Acanthisittidae. Gene Ontology annotation, cellular component: membrane. Bases 298 to 1392 code for a protein of 364 amino acids. The record is from RefSeq and is a predicted model, not a curated record. The transcript has 4 exons.
GAUUAGAGAUGAAAGAGAGAUUAGCACAGGCAGGACAGUUGAAAUCUUUUUGCACAUCCCCUUUGGUGAGCCAGUGUGAAGACAGAACAGCUACAGAGACAACAGGAAAUCAGUAUUUGAGUCAUUCUCAGGAUGUCUGAUCCAGGUAUUUUUUCCCUUGUAUUCGGCAAGUUACCAGUUUCAAGAUCCUGUUCAAUCCUCUGAAGCAGAUUUCUACUGCAUGCCUUGGAUACAUGCUCCUAAUCAGCUUACUAGCUUCCCUUGACCUACGUUUCUUUUCCUAAUGCUGAUCUGACUAUGGCUGUCCUAAGAGUAAAAUUCACCAAAACUAAGAGGGACAAGUUGGCUCAGAUCUUAUGGAUCCUCAACUGGGUUUCCGUAGUGAGUGGCAUCAUUCUCUUCAGUCUUGGCCUCUUUCUGAAAAUAGAGAUCAAGAAGCGCAAUGAAGUGAUGGCAAAAGGGAACAUUAACUCUGUCCCCAACAUGCUGAUCUCUGUAGGGGUCAUAGCCUGUAUCAUCAACUUUCUGGGUGGCAAAAUCUGCUAUGACUGCUCAGAUGCCAACAAGUUCUCUCGCUGGAAACUGGUUAUGCUGCCAUACAUUGUAUGUACCUUCUGUUUUACCUUCUGCAUCCUGGUGGGUGCUCUCAUGUGCUAUACCAUGAGGAACGAGCUGGAAGAGUCUCUCUACCUGGGACUGAGGGAUGCCAUUAAGUUCUAUAAGGACACAGACAUACCUGGACGAUGUUUCUUAAAGAAAACUGUGGAUUUGUUACAAAUUGGAUUCCAUUGCUGUGGAAACAAUGGCUUUAGAGACUGGUUUGAAAUUCAGUGGGUAUCUGCUCGUUACCUGAAUAUGGCUUCAAAGGAGGUUCUGGACCGUCUAAAGAGCAACGUUGACGGGAAGUUCUUGGUGGAUGGAGUACCCUUCAGCUGCUGCAACCCCAGCUCCCCACGGCCCUGCAUCCAGUACCAGCUGACAAACAACAGUGCUCACUACAACUACGAUUUCCUGACAGAGGAGCUCAAUAUCUGGGUGAAGGGGUGCAGAGAGGCCUUGCUGGAUUACUACACUGCUAUUAUGAGAUCCAUUGGUAUUGCAGCAUUGCUUAUUUGGUUGUUUGAGCUCUCUGUACUCAUUGGUGUUCGGUACCUACAAACAGCAAUGAAGAAUGUCCUUCUGCUAGGAGACCUGGAUGGUGAAUCGGAUGGUUGGCUACUAGAGAACAGUUUUGUGGAAACUGCCAAAUACAACAUCAAUAUCAUUAAGAACCUUGGCAAAGCCAACCAGAUCUCCACUGUCUCAGGCAUGAAUGAUCCCAACAUCAAUGUUCAAAACACAAACUGUGGCAAAACCAAUGUUACAACAAAAUCUAUCCCAGCAGCUACGUAG